AUGAACACCGGGAUUGUGAUCCAGAAAUGCAGGAUUGGUGCCACUUCGGAUCUGGAGGUAGUGAAGAGCCAGUUUCAUACUUACCUGGGAAGGCCAUGGAAGGAAUACUCGAGGACCAUUGUGAUGCAAUCAUCUAUAAGUGAUGUUAUCAAUCCGGUCGGGUGGCAUGAGUGGAUGGGUAAUUUUGCACUGGAUACUUUAUUUUAUGCAGAGUAUCAGAACACUGGGGCUGGUGCAGGAACAGCAAAUAGAGUGAAGUGGAAGGGACACAAGGUACUCACUAGUGCCACUCAGGUUCAGGCCUUCACUGUUUCAAGCUUCAUUGCUGGUCAUUCUUGGUUGGGAUCCACUGGGUUUCCUUUCUCUCUUGGUUUAUGA
This is a messenger RNA of Macadamia integrifolia, 378 nucleotides long. RefSeq names its product pectinesterase-like. The record is from RefSeq and is a predicted model, not a curated record. Gene Ontology annotation, molecular function: pectinesterase activity; pectinesterase inhibitor activity. Gene Ontology annotation, biological process: cell wall modification. The transcript has a single exon. Bases 1 to 378 code for a protein of 125 amino acids. NCBI's taxonomy places the organism in Eukaryota, Viridiplantae, Streptophyta, Magnoliopsida, Proteales, Proteaceae.